UUAUCAAAACUUUAUAUAAAUCUACUCAAAUUCUAAUCCUAAGCACAAACAUCAAACUUCCCUUCAAAAACAUUCCCGAUAUCGACUCGAUCAAUUCAAAAUGAUACGGGAAUUAUGUUUCCUCGUUCUCUUUUCUGUCUCUUUGAUUUACGCAACAUUUGCACAAGACCGAGCACCUCAUGGGCUUGCUUACCAAAACCCGGUUGCCUUUUCUCCUACGGCAUAUGAUUUCUUCCACCCGAAUGGAAGAAACCAAGACCCGUGUGUUUCCUCUAAGUGCUCACCAUUUCCGCUAGCAGCACAAGUACAUGAGGCGCAAGCACAGUCGACUGCAGCGACUGCACCAAGAACGCACUCAGGUGGGAUUGGAGCUGGUGCCGCAGUAGCCACUAUCUUUGCAGCAAUAGUUAUCGUCUGCCUGGCAAUGGGCAUUUACUACGUUACCAAGACUCGUAAGGCCAAUGUCAAUCGUAAUAAAACGGUUCAAUCUCAUGUUUAGAAAUCAUAAUCCACCCUUGUCCUUCCUGUACCAUAUACAGGUCUCCUCCAUCUAGCAACUUGCUCGUGAGUUCACGAGCAGUAGGAUUUUUUUUAAUAUUUAUAAACAGAGGAGUUCAUUGUAGUAGUUUCGGAAACAUCUUUGUAUUACACAAAGGAUAAGGUUGCGUACAUCAGAUUUACGGCCUAAGUAGAGCCACUUAAUGGCAUUGUAGUACUAGAAUAUGUAGAAGUUUAUUGUGCUACAUUAGUGAACAUGCGAGAUUUUUUAGUGUUAAUAAGCUCAUUUCUUACGGUUUACUA
This is a messenger RNA of Amaranthus tricolor (Joseph's coat), 801 nucleotides long. RefSeq lists its product as uncharacterized. Lineage: Eukaryota; Viridiplantae; Streptophyta; Magnoliopsida; Caryophyllales; Amaranthaceae. Bases 101 to 499 code for a protein of 132 amino acids. The record is from RefSeq and is a predicted model, not a curated record. The transcript has a single exon.